ACAUGCCGUCGCCCGGCUGACUUCAAAUUACCACCCCACGACUCGCCUUGUUGGGAGGGUCACUGCUGCGCGCUUCCAUUGUCCUUGAAUGCUGAUCCGGAUCGGAAGACCAUCCCAGAUGUGUUUCGGGGAGUAAUGCACAUCCGUGACGUAUACGCGCGCUUAUCGGAGCUUCAACAAAUCUUUCAUCACCGAUAGCAUGCUCGACGCCUCGUCCUCCUCAUGCUCUCGUCCGCAACCGCUUGCACUUCAAUGCCACUGUUGCCACCGCACUGGGAGUGAUUCUGCAGCCCUUUGCUCAUGUCUUUGGGUGUCCGAGCUCAAUUUCAUCCUACAGAUCUUCAAUGUCCCGCACUCUUUCAGGGAUGCGAUCCGUUCGCACGACUUCCGUUGGUUCCUGACGGUCAGCCCACCAGAACCCUCCUUUGUGAUGGACAAUUCGAUUUCGCACGUGGGCGCUGCACAUGGAACACAAACGAGCCGGGUCGCGGCCCGUGUGCUUAGCCGAGCCACUCUCACUUGCGAUUCAGGUCGACUGCGCAUUGUGUCCGUCGAGAGUCCGAAUACUGGGCGCCCGAAAUCUUGUCGUACUCAUCCUUCCUUUGUGCCCGGUGUCCAACUGAUUUCAGGCAAUCACUGUCACAUUGCCGAGCCAUCUUGACGCAAACAAGCAGACUGGGGAGCGUACAAUUCGCGUAUCAUACUUUCUUCUUUCCCUUUCCAAUUUCCGUCAAUUCGAUCUGCCUUCCUAGGUGGCGCGUGUAUACUAUACCUUUCCUCGAGCUUCCCAAGGCCCUCCUUUAGGGCUGCACAUUGAUAGGGUAGUACUUGUCGCGCGGUGAGACGUUGCCCUAUGAGUAUAUCGGUGGGCACAUUCUCUACGCUUUGCGUGCACGAAUCACUCACCGGCCUGUAGUAG
Molecule: messenger RNA, 919 nt
Organism: Schizophyllum commune H4-8
Lineage: Eukaryota; Fungi; Basidiomycota; Agaricomycetes; Agaricales; Schizophyllaceae
Exons: 2
Coding region: 200-661 (153 amino acids)
Source: RefSeq, a predicted model, not a curated record